Mycena indigotica is the source of this 1050-nucleotide messenger RNA. RefSeq lists its product as uncharacterized. NCBI's taxonomy places the organism in Eukaryota, Fungi, Basidiomycota, Agaricomycetes, Agaricales, Mycenaceae. The transcript is spliced from 5 exons. The coding region runs from base 19 to 1050 and encodes 343 amino acids. The record is from RefSeq and is a predicted model, not a curated record.
GGUCAUUCUCGCCCCACCAUGAGCUCUCUCCGCCGCUUGAAAGCAUGGGCGCUGGGCCACGAGCUGGACCCCCAAAACAUCAAAACGCAACUCGUCAAUGCUCAGGUUCCUAUUACUGACGCUCCAUGUCGCGGUUGCGCAGACCCUUGUGAAGAUGGUCACCCAGAGUACCCAGAACGCUUCAAGGUGGACAUGGAAACGCAAAUGCUGGGAAGUGUGUACCCGUAUCGCCGACAGAUACUGGUUUCAACGGGCAAAACGGACUGGGACCGAGACGUUACCUCUACGCGAGGCUCUUUGGCUUCACAUAUCUCUUCUGCUCACUACAAGUCGUCUGCUCAUGCAACACAUUCUCAUCCGACCGUUCCUGGAGUGUUUGACACCACAGCCUCGACCGAAAUAACUAUCCUCAAUGGCAGCCAUGCUUCCGUGUGCGAGGAAGAGACUGUUUUAGUCUUCCCAGACUACGUAGCAGUUACUGGUAUCCCUCCUACCAGCAAGGGAGCCCAGUUACUCUGGAAAAACGCGUUAGACCCAGCCAUCCCACGAAUUCUUGGGUCAAACGACCAGCCCGGUCUCCAGACGUGGCUACUCCCAUAUGCCUGUGUAAUAACAAUGUGCUCACAUAAACGACGCGACAAUCGUUGUGCAAUUGCUGCGCCAAAACUAGAGAGAGCAUUCACUGACUCUCUCAACCGACGUGGGUGGACGGUAGACAAUCAGCUAGAGCAUUUUAUCGACCUACCCCUCGAAAAAUUCGAAGGGAGUGAAGAAGACCGAGAACAACAUGUUGUCAGCAGCCUCAAAUCUAUGCAAGACUCCAAGCGCGCGUUAAUUCUGUAUAAUUCGCAUGUUGGGGGUCACCGAUACUCUGGCCUGACCAUCAUUUACACCCCUGGCGGUGCAUCUGUUUGGUAUGGACGUGUCACCCCCCACGACGUCGAGGCUAUCGUCGAGAACACCAUAAUUGGUGGGCUCGUCUUGCCGAGCCUCCUUCGAGGAGGUCUGGGUCUCGCGAAACCGGGCUGCACGUCACUCCACGACUGGUAG